UUUUCAGUUUGCUCUUCAAGCCCGUGGGGGUAAGACGUGACUCUGGUUACUAUCAUCAAAGUUUAAUAAUUGUCUGAAAAGUCAACUCACAUUCGUUCGUGUGGCGAUACAACAACUUUGGAGGCAAAGAUCUUGGUCAUCACAGCAGCAGCAGAUUCAAGACAUUCCUAAUUCGUGUAUCAAGUGUUCCCAUUCUGAAUGCUAAAUAGCACGAGAUAUUAAGAAACUGAAGAAAGGAGUUUAUAAGGAGUUUUGACGUUUCAUUAGUCUCACUCUGUGUGUGUGUUUUUGGGAAUCGUGCUCACCAUUUACAUAGAACUUCUCUCAUCCUUAUGCCACACGUGUUGUGCCAGCUUUUACGCUGCUGACCGUGAAACAACAGCCACUUAGACAUCGCACCGUUCCGUGUGUUGAUGCGAUUUACGAGGAUAACGAUAUUUCCACACAAAAGACGUCAACUUGAAAAGUGGAAAAUUUAAUGCUGACUAUGAGAAAGUGACACUCGUGGUGCUGAUGCCGUGUGUAUAACAUUUCCAUACGCAAAUAAAGGCAGACUUAUCUCCACAUAUUACUAAAACCUCCUCCACUUCGUGGACCGAAUACGGGAAAAGAGAAGCAAUGAAGCUUGUCUGUUGCGUAUGAAAUUCAAUUUUCUCCUCAAAACCUGCACCACAGGUGGAAGUUAUUGAGACAAGUGUUUAAAAAAAUACAUGGAUUCAUACAUCGCGUAUAUAAUAACAAUAACUCAUUGAGGGCAAAUACCUACCAGAAUUGUUACAUAUGUAACAGACAUUUGCAGAUAACAUCUCAAUUCAUCACAAAACUGGAGCAAACAACAAGCACGAACAAAUUAGUGAAUUUCCUUCUUGGGAAGCUAAUAAUUCUACAUGUUUAGACAGAUUUGUAAGUAAUAGAGGAAAGAGAACGCUUCUACUGUUUAUGUUUAACUGAGUAACUGUUACUCUAGUUUGUUACUGCGUUGUGAAAGAAUAUUUGCAAAUUUCUUGCAAAUGAAUAAAGACUUGCUGAGCGGAAAUCUUGCCAGCUUUCUUGCCUGCUAUCCGUUUCUGGAGUAAGAAAGUCAAGCUAAACAAAGUAAAUAUUAGGUCUGGAAGUUGCAGCGUUAUUUCGCUUUGAUCGUUGAUAGCGAAACAAUGUGUCGUUGUUUAUAUAUACGAGUUUUAUGUAUGUAGCUAAGGAGGAGCGUGCAAGAAAAGGGUCAAGCUCAUAGUGUUAACUUUACAAAUUGGACAGGAAGUUUGUAUGAAAUGGCGACUAUGUGAAAAUUAAGUGAACUGCUGGUGAUUUGCGCAAUCCGUCAUAAAACCGGAUUUUACGUCUUUGAUGUAUGUUGUAACUUGUAACUCAAAGCUUCUCUUCUUGUGUAUUUACUAAUCCACACUCCUCUACGCGUUCCUUCCUUUGAAUGGAAAGUAGUGAAAGUGAAGCAACAUGAGCCAACUCUAGAUUUCAUCUUUGUGUAUGCCAUCGUUUUGCGGGGAAACUUGAUAUAUUUGGAGAAAGUGGUCGUGUUGAAUGCAAGGACAUUCUGACUGGAUGCCAAACAAUCUGAGAAAGAGAGAGAGAAAGCACAGUUGCCAGUGCUACAAACCCAGAGCUGCAAUAGUGGCAGUGCUGGAGAUGCGAAGGAACUGCAGUUUCCACUGGAUCCAUCAUCGCCAGUCGUGAAAGGUAUUGUGUGCACCCCGAAUCCACAAGUUCAACACAACUUUUGGGCGAGAGACUUUCACUUGACAAAGCAAGUCUUAAACUUUCUCAAAGAAGCCAUACGACUGCUCUUGAGAUUCCGCCACGAUAAGAAGUUAAGUGAGUGAGUGAGGGUAGUGUAGUGGGCAACUGGAAUCUGACUUACAUACACACGACCAAGGCCCCUGGUAGUGGUUGUGGCUGGUAUACACUGAAUCCGAUUGUGGUUCUUUAUAAAGCUUUUGCCGGUUUGGCAGGAUCCAAAGAGAUCAAAUCGAAGAGUGAGAAGACGGACAGAUCACCGAAGAGGAAACCAACCAACAAGGAUCCUCCUCAGCCAUUGACGAGGAGGAAGCAGAUUCAACUCCCAAGUGGUUUCCCUACCACCGCCGCCGUACAUAUAUUCACCAAAGUCAACUAAAUCACAAUUUACUGCAACAAAUAGAUGCGAUGCCGUCGUCGUCCUCCUCCUUCCUCCCCGUCCACCUUGAUCAUAACCACUUUCUUUCUUUUGUUGCUGCUGGUGGUGGACAACGAAAGAGGAUCUGAAUUGGAUUAGACACGCAUUGUGUCAUCAUCUGAUGGUUUUUUUGCCACUAAUGCCCAUACAGCUGAUAAAUCAGAUUACGUACAUACCUAGCACCAGCAAUGAGACUUUUUAUGUCGUUACAUUUAGAAAUAAAUAAUCUCGACUUGACUCACUGCAUUGCAGCAGUCCGCACGGAACCAAGUUAUUUCUCUACACCUUGAAAACUCGUGUCAAAUUUCGCGAAACUUUAUUUGCCACAAACCCGAAAUUACGAUAAUGCUUGCCGAUUAUUAUUAUAAGUUUAUUUGACAACAUAACAGUCGUUGUGGUUGUGAAACUACUCCUCGAGCACAUAAGUGGCACAUUCUAUAUGCAGUAAACUAAUGAAGUAUUGCAAUCCCAGGCUGGAAAAUAAAUACCAUCGGCAGAGUCGAAAUGCUUAGGGUUCUAGGGUUGUAAAUAGGAUUUGUUGCCCUGUAUAUGUGUCUGUGUGGGUGGGAGAAAAAAAACUGUAGCCAAGUGGCAAGUAAGUGGAAGGUGAUUUACGACCGAUAAUUUUUUUCAUGACCUAUCACAAUGAACCAUCGACAUGGUUCAGUUCAAGACACUUUGAUCAGUAGUGGUAAUAUUGAUCAUCAUCCGUGCUGUUGGCUGGAAGGCGCUGAUGCUGAUUGCCACCAACAACACUACUUUGGAUCUCAUUCCUACAAUACCAAGCCCAAUAUUUGUUGUGGCACUGAUUCGAAUUCCAAGUCGAGUGGUGUCCGUCGCGGAAAACUUUCCCCAAUUUCUCCAAGAAUGAUUACGUCUGCUGCUGUUCAUGACAGUGGUUUUAGUAGCAGCAGAAGCAGUGGCAUUAGCAGUGCGACUUGUCAGCAGAGGAAGAAAUCCACUACCCACGUCACCAUCAUCAACCAGUUUCACCUCGCCUCAGGAAGAAGGAUGGAUGAUGAUUCUGCUCCCAUUUCCGAUUAUCUUCAUCCCCACAGAAAAAGUGUACUUUCACACAAUCCCAAUGAAGUGACCGGUAUAAAAAAGUCUGAACUGACAGCAAAAGUCAAUCCCACAACCAUGUUCUGGUUCAUUUGUGUAAUGAACCAUUUUUUGAAAAAAUUGCCAAAGUUCUUUUCAAACUGUAACUAUAAAAAUAAGUUUAUUGUAUGUUCACUCUUUUGGAAUCUGCUUCUCACAUUGUGUUGGAUUAGCCCGAGUUGUGGUCAAGGUCCAGUAGUUGACGUCCUUGCUGUUGCUUACAAAAAAGCCAUCCUGCCGUGCGAUAUUGUUGCACCAUCCCCAACAGACUCAACAAUCCUCGUCCUAUGGUACAAGGACCUUGGAGACAUGCCUAUAUACAGUUAUGAUGGGCGUGCAAAGCCGGGCGCUCAUGCGAAAAACGAAGUUUUACUGGGCCAAAGAGCUUAUUUUCGAACAGUGACGGAGCCAGCGUCCCUCUCGAUAGACAAGGUUAGCGACCAGGAUGCCGGACUAUACCGAUGCCGAGUUGAUUUUCUGAAAUCGCCAACAAGGAACUCCAAAGUCAAUUUGACAGUGAUCGUGCCACCUCAAACUCCUGCAAUCUUUGAUGGGACGGCAAGGGAGCUGACUGGCAUUGCGGGGCCGUACAAAGAGGGAGACCCGAUGACACUCACAUGCAUCGCAUCCGGAGGUCGACCACCACCAAAGGUUACCUGGUGGCGAGGAGGAUCCCUAAUCGAUUCUUCGGAUAAAGUGAUUUCUUCUGACGGAGCAACACAAAACACAAUGACGGUGGACAAACUCUCGAGGUCAGACUUACGCGCAAUUUUCACUUGCCAAGCCAGCAACAACAACAUGAGCGAACCAGUCUCGGCGUCAGUUCAGGUGGAAAUGUAUUUUCGUCCUCUGGAGGUUACUUUGUUAGGGUCUAAUCAACCCAUGUCGGCUCUGCAAGAGAUUGAAAUCGUCUGUCAAAGUGUCGGGUCACGCCCACCGGCCGAAAUCUCCUGGUACAAAGACGGCAUGCACCUCAAGUCAAGCCGGGAAGAGGUGUCGCCUACCGGAAAUGUGUCCACAUCCGUGUUAAAAUUGACCCCUCGAGUUGGAGAUCACGAGAAAUCUUUAACAUGUCGAGCGGAGAACACCCGUUUGGAUGGGACCGCACUGGAAGACAGUUGGAAAUUGGCCGUAUUCUUCGUCCCGAUUUUAACACUCAAACUGGGAUCAAACCUCGAUGCGGAAAACAUCCGUGAAAAUGACGAUUGCUACUUUGAAUGCCAAAUCAGAUCGAAUCCGUGGGUAUAUAAAGUGGUCUGGUUGCACAACGGUGUCAUACUGCAACAUAAUGCCUCCGCCGGCAUUAUAAUGUCGAAUCAAUCACUGGUCUUGCAGAAAGUCAAGAGAAAUUUAAUAGGCCAAAUAAUGUGCAGUGCUACCAACAUUCAGGGCGAUGGAAGAUCUAACCCCGUGGAGCUGAAAGUGAUGUACAAACCAUUGUGCAAACCGGAUCAGAAGAGAGCCUAUGGAGUUGCGAAAGGCGAACAAGUUGAGAUCGAAUGUCAGGUUGAUUCUAAUCCAACGGCUGAAAGUUUCAAAUGGGCUUUCAACAAUAGCGCUGACAGCAUCGACGUUCCACAAGCACGAUAUUCCACCAGCUCAAAUGCCAGGUUGGGAUCAUCCAGCAUCCUCAAAUACACGCCUCACACCGAACUGGACUACGGAUCUGUCAUCUGUCUGGCAUCCAACAUCAUUGGUCAGCAAGUGGAGGCUUGCAUAUUCCACAUUAUUCCUGCAGGCAAACCCGAUCCUCCGUUCAACUGCAGCGUCCAAAACAUAACUUCCGAGUCACUGGAGGUAGAAUGUGUCGAAGGAUUUGAUAAUGGGAUGCCGCAAAUUUUCCACAUGGACAUUUUUGAUGCCGGAAACUCUCAUCUGUUGUCAAAUGUUACUUCAAUGAUUCCAUUCUUUGUUGUGAGUGGGCUUCGACCCGGUCAAGCCGUGCGAUUACUGGUCUAUGCAGCCAAUCGGAAGGGAGGUUCCGAGAGGAUCAUCAUGGAGGCGCAAACUAUUCAAGAAGCUGAGAAACGCACGGGUAAGGCCACUCAAGUGGACUUUGAGCUGACGCCAGUGUUGGGAGUGUGCGUAGGAGUUGUUUGCGGUCUGCUGGUUGUGGCCCUCGGGGUUGUCCUCGCCUUAAAAUUCCGAACUGAAAAUCGACACAGUCCUGCCCUCAAGGUCACCAAAACUGAGUAUCGUGUCGACAUGGACGAACCGGAGGAAAAGAAUCCGGAUAUUAUUCCCAGCUCAAAGGAUUCCGACUAUUUCUACAAUGACGGACUUUACAAUAAUGGGCCAAAGCGAAAUGGUAGUAUUACAGAAAACUUUCAAAACUGCACGUAUUACAGUAACAAGAGCAAUUCCGAAAUCACGUACGCCGAGUUGUGCCUGGACAACAAUGGCACCGGGCCGGCGAACGGUGGGCCGGGGAUGCUGGUGGGAACGGUGGGUGGUGGUGGGAAUUGUGGAUGGAACACGAUGGACAGAAAACGUCGGCGAAAUCCGUUAGAUGAAGCACCUCCUCCUUCAAAUGCCAUCAUUUAUGCUACAAUCGACCACAGAGCAAUUAGGACAAAUGGCGAGCCCCCAAAUCACCACCAUCAGCAACAACCUCAUCAACGGGAAAUUGUGUCAGUCCGGACUCCACUUCUUGUGAACUCGCAGCAAGAAAGUUGUGUGUAGAACUGUUCAAAACUGUAUGCACAACAAGCGUACAUCCAACCAAACCAGGCCAAUGACAAAAGUCCUUUCCCUCAGCAUUUACACAAUUACAUAAUGUGGUGAUAUUAAAAUAUGUUUCUUAUAUAAUCUUAACUAUUAUAUGUCUAAUAUUACUGUAACGUACAACGUAUGUACAGUAUACUUGCGAUGACGAUAGGCAUAAUCAUGUAAAUGAAACGAGUAACUAAAUAUUAAAUACAUGUACUACGGCAUCCUCUUAAAUUUAUUUAGGAGAGAAACAAAUAUUUAAUAUGAAAUGAAACUCAUUAUUAUUAUUAUUAUGUACUAGUUUAUUUAUACUCCUCCUCAGAGUAUGAUCAAUGUAAAGUUAACACAGGAAAAUGAGAAUUAUCAAGUUCCAGAACUACAUGUACUAUUUGCCAAAUUUUGUAGGAUUACGAAAUGUCAAGGAACUACUAGGUUUAGGUAUAUUUAAUAUAAAUGUGUAGCCCCGAGUUGUUUCACAGUAUUUUCAAAUUGAAAAUCUCAAUGUGUAAAUAUAAGUUUUCGAUGUCUAUGACUUGGUCGAGAUGCAAUUUACUUCAUGGCGUAUGUACCGAUGUCAUGUCAAAUAGUCACAAUGUCAUGAACAUCACCACUUUACCGAUCUGUAAAGCAUAGGAAAACCCAAAAGUUUCAAAAUGUGUAUUGCAGUAUUUUUAUAUAUACAAACCUGUGAUCUGAUCUCAAUUAUAGUCCCAUAGUACGUAGGCUGUUUUCAUGCACAAUUGUAUUUAAAUAUUAUGUAGAUCGGGCUAAUCAAAAAUGUAAUACUGUGCAUAUGUAUAUUAUUCGUGCGAGUGUGUGUAGCUUGCUAUAUGAACGUGAAUUAUGAAUUGAAUUUGUAUAAUACGUAAUUACGCUAAUGUCUGUAAUUAAUGAAUAAUGUUAUAUACACAUUUUCUUCGUAGUUUAUAACUAAACCUGGUAUUCGUCGUCGUUAUUAUUAUUAAUUAUGAGAAAGCGCAAUUAUAUUUUUGACCUAAUAGUAAUUAAUUACUGUUACUAAUUAUAAUUGUAUAUGGUCAAUGGACGUUUUAUGAAUUCAACCGUCAUGUGUUGUAAUAAUGAAUGAAUUAGUUGUUACAUUGCAUGUAUGUAAUAUGCGUUUUGUGCUAACACUAAUUUACAGAGCUGCAAUACUCAAAUAAUCAUGUAAUAUCAUAUAUGUGAAGGAAAACUAAAAAUAAUAAAAAUUGAAUCGAGAUAAAAUAAAAAUCCCAUCAAAUUGAUAUUACCAAUUUAUUUCCCAAACAAUCAAACUUAAUUUUGACUUGAUGGCUGCUCGACAAAGUUUUUAUAAUAUAUGGAUUCAAGAAACUUUACAGAAUUUUAUCAUCCAUCAAUGAAUGAGAGCGACGGCAUUGG
Molecule: messenger RNA, 7357 nt
Organism: Folsomia candida
Lineage: Eukaryota; Metazoa; Arthropoda; Collembola; Entomobryomorpha; Isotomidae
Product: nephrin
Exons: 23
Coding region: 2813-5950 (1045 amino acids)
Molecular function (GO): protein binding
Source: RefSeq, a predicted model, not a curated record